AGCCAGCAGGAUGCACAGGAGUUCCUGCGGUUCCUCCUGGAUGGGCUGCACAGCGAGGUGAACCGUGUGCUGGUGCGGCCCCGGCCCAGCACAGACACCCUGGAUCACCUCCCUGACGACGAGAAGAGCCGGCAGAUGUGGAGGAGGUACCAGGAGAGGGAGGACAGCAGAAUCAGUGACCUCUUCGUUGGGCAGCUGAAGAGUUCGCUGACCUGCAGCGAGUGUGGCUACCGCUCCACCCCGCCCCCUCCCUUCUGGGACCUGCCCAUCCCCAAGAAAGGCUACGGGGAGGUGACGCUCAUGGACUGCCUCCGGCUCUUCACCAAAGAGGACGUGCUGGAUGGAGACGAGAAACCAACAUGUUGUCGCUGCAAAUCCAGGACGAGGUGCACGAAGAAAUUCAGCAUCCAGAAGUUUCCCAAGAUCCUGGUGCUUCACCUGAAGCGUUUCUCAGAGGCCAGAAUACGAAGCAGCAAACUCACCACCUUCGUCAACUUCCAGCUGAAGGACCUGGACCUCCGGGAAUUUGCCUCACAGACCUGCAACCACGCCGUUUACAACCUCUACGCUGUCUCCAACCACUCGGGCACCACCAUGGGGGGACACUACACAGCCUACUGCAAGAGCCCUGUGUCCAGCGAGUGGCACAGCUUCAACGACUCCCGCCACGUCCGCAGCAGCGAUGCCUACCUGCUCUUCUACGAGCUGGCCAGUCCGUCCUCCCGCAUGUAG
This is a messenger RNA of Acanthisitta chloris (rifleman), 732 nucleotides long. RefSeq names its product ubiquitin carboxyl-terminal hydrolase 2-like. Gene Ontology annotation, biological process: protein deubiquitination. The record is from RefSeq and is a predicted model, not a curated record. Gene Ontology annotation, molecular function: cysteine-type deubiquitinase activity. Lineage: Eukaryota; Metazoa; Chordata; Aves; Passeriformes; Acanthisittidae. Gene Ontology annotation, cellular component: cytoplasm.